UUCGUUUUUCCUCGUCAGAAGAAGUGAUAAACAAAAACACUUCUACCUACUCACCACCUACCUCUUCUUCUGCUUCUGCUUCUCUAGCUUCCUCGCCGGAAAAACUUUCAGACCUCGUCUAAACAAACCCACUUCAUCUUCAUCUUCAUCUCCAUCUCCAUCUCCAUCUCCAUCUCCAUCUCCAUCUCCAGCAUGGGCAGCCUCCACGCCGACGUUCUUGAGAACAACUCAGCUUUUGGCUUGAACCCUCUAGACCCGGAGGAAUUCAGGAGGCAAGGCCACAUGAUCAUCGACUUCCUUGCUGAUUACUAUCGAGAUAUUGAGAAGUACCCGGUUCGUAGCCAAGUCGAACCUGGUUACCUUCGUAAACGCUUGCCGGAAUCGGCUCCGUAUAACCCCGAACCCAUUGAAACAAUUCUGCAAGACGUGCAGAAAGAAAUUAUCCCCGGCAUAACACACUGGCAGAGUCCCAACUAUUUUGCUUAUUUCCCUUCCAGCGGCAGCAUAGCUGGUUUCCUCGGGGAAAUGCUUAGCACCGGAUUCAACGUCGUUGGGUUCAAUUGGAUGUCUUCGCCUGCUGCCACUGAGCUCGAAAGCAUCGUCAUGGAUUGGCUUGGGAAGAUGCUUAAGCUCCCCAAGUCUUUCCUCUUCUCCGGCAAUGGUGGUGGUGUUUUACAGGGGACAACCUGUGAAGCCAUCUUGUGUACAGUUACAGCUGCUAGAGAUAGAGUGUUGAAUAGGAUUGGUAGAGAGAACAUUGGGAGGUUGGUUGUUUAUGCGUCGGAUCAAACUCAUUGUGCCCUGCAAAAAGCUGCCCAGAUCGCAGGGAUCCACCCAAAGAACUUCCGCGCCAUUGCAACCAGCAAGGCCACCGCAUUCGGGCUGUCUCCCGAUUCCUUUCGAUCGACAAUUGUUGCCGAUAUAGAGGCUGGGCUCAUCCCAUUGUUUCUUUGUGCCACCGUGGGUACUACAUCAUCCACAGCCGUCGACCCCAUCGGUCCACUAUGUGAGGUGGCCAAGGAGUACGGAAUAUGGGUUCACAUCGACGCUGCUUACGCCGGGAGUGCAUGUAUUUGCCCAGAGUUCAGGCACUUCAUUGAUGGGGUGGAGAAUGCAGACUCGUUCAGCUUCAAUGCACACAAAUGGUUCUUCACUACACUGGAUUGCUGCUGCCUUUGGGUCAAGGACCCAAGCUCUCUCGUUAAGGCCCUCUCAACCAGUCCUGAGUACUUGAGAAACAAAGCUACUGAAUCAAGGCAAGUAAUUGAUUACAAAGACUGGCAAAUAGCACUCAGUCGUCGGUUCCGAUCCAUGAAGCUCUGGAUGGUUCUUCGUAGCUAUGGUGUGGCCAACCUGAGAAAUUUCCUCAGGACCCACGUGAAAAUGGCUAAGCAAUUUGAAGGCCUCGUGGCCAUGGACAAGAGGUUUGAGAUUGUGGUACCUAGGAACUUUGCCAUGGUCUGCUUCCGCCUCCUUCCACCGGCGGAGGAGCAGAAGGUGUACGCUAACGGCAACUCUGCUUAUCACCAUGACCACAAGGCAGCCGAUUUGGAACGUGCAAACGAACUCAACCGUAAGUUGCUGGAGUCCAUCAACGCAGCUGGCCGCAUCUACAUGACCCAUGCCGUCGUCGGAGGCAUGUACAUGAUCAGGUUCGCCGUCGGUGCAACCCUCACCGAGGACCGCCAUGUAAAUUUGGCAUGGAAGGUGGUGCAGGACCAUGCCGACACCAUUCUUCAAGCGUAGUAACUGUUAAGGCGGCCGCCGUACUUGUUGUUGCAGAUGAGGAUUCGAUCCAAGUUGACGAGAGAAUCAAUAAGACCCAAAAAAUGAAUAAAAGAGAAAAAAAAAAACAAUUCCCUGGGUUGAUUAUUUUUUACUUGAUUAUUAUUUUUUCUUGAAAAUUUUGAAUCUGUUAAAUCUACGUUGAAUUUGUAUGUAAUGUACGCAGUAAAUAUUAUUAAAAAUGUUAU
Messenger RNA from Nelumbo nucifera (sacred lotus), 1973 nucleotides. Its product is annotated as tyrosine decarboxylase-like. The record is from RefSeq and is a predicted model, not a curated record. Gene Ontology annotation, cellular component: cytoplasm. Gene Ontology annotation, molecular function: carboxy-lyase activity; pyridoxal phosphate binding. NCBI's taxonomy places the organism in Eukaryota, Viridiplantae, Streptophyta, Magnoliopsida, Proteales, Nelumbonaceae. Gene Ontology annotation, biological process: amino acid metabolic process; carboxylic acid metabolic process.